Molecule: messenger RNA, 2754 nt
Organism: Olea europaea var. sylvestris
Lineage: Eukaryota; Viridiplantae; Streptophyta; Magnoliopsida; Lamiales; Oleaceae
Product: G-type lectin S-receptor-like serine/threonine-protein kinase At4g27290
Exons: 7
Coding region: 130-2598 (822 amino acids)
Biological process (GO): recognition of pollen; protein phosphorylation
Molecular function (GO): ATP binding; protein serine/threonine kinase activity
Source: RefSeq, a predicted model, not a curated record
UUAUUAUGUUCAUUGUUUCUGUUUUUGGUCAACUAUACAUUCAAAGUAAACAAAUUACGUCAGUUUCUAUCAACGAAGAAGUCUGAGAAUUAGCUGCCAAAAUAGACUAGUUCUAAUCCUCUGUACUGAAUGCGCAAGAACACAAAGGCAAAAGAAAGAGGUACCAUGAAGAAACCGAUUAAACAAACACCUUUUCUUCUCCUCCUAUCAUUUUUACUUUCCAUCCUGAAGAUUUCAACAGCAAUAGAUAUCAUUAAUACAACCCAGAUUUUUAGAGAUGGCGACGUCCUGGUUUCAUCAGGGGGAAGAUUUGAACUGGGAUUUUUCAGCCCAGGUAGCUCCAAUAAUCGGUAUGUGGGAAUUUGGUACCACAAGAUACCUAAUAGCUCUGCAGUUUGGGUGGCCAACAGAGAAAUUCCAGUAAGAAAUACAUCAGGCAUCUUGAAGGUCACGGAGUCAGGUAUCUUGGUGGUUCUGAAUGACACUAAUAACAUCAUAUGGUCUUCCAAUACAUCAAGAGUUGCUCCGACACCAGUCUUACAAUUGCUGGACUCCGGAAAUCUUGUCCUUAGAGAAGCAAAUGAUGAUCGUCCAGAUAAUUUUCUUUGGCAGAGUUUUGAUUAUCUAAGCGAUACAUCCCUACCAGGCGUGAAUAUUGGUUGGAACUUUGUAACAGGUGUAGAGAGCUACCUGUCGUCGUGGAAGACCAGUGACGAUCCAGCUAGAGGGGAUUUCACAUUUCAUUUGGAUCCAACUGGAUAUCCACAGCUAGUCAUAAAAAGAGGUCCAACUACUCUGUAUAGACUGGGACCAUGGAAUGGUCUUGCCUUUAGCGGGCAAACAAACUCAGUGCAGGAUAUGAAUUUCAGAUUUGUAUUUAUCAUGAACAAGGACAAGGUAUACCAUAGGCUAGAGGCCACUGACAGUUCAGUUAUUUCAAGGAUUAUUUUGACUCAGUCUGGUACUAUGCAACGUUGGACAUGGGUCGAUCGGAUCCAUGACUGGAUCCCUUACGUCAAUUUUCCAGCAGAUAAUUGUGAUACUUACAAAUUGUGCGGUGCUUAUGGUAGUUGCAAUAUUGCAAAUACUCCUGCAUGUGUAUGUCUUGAUAAAUUUGAGCCAAAAGAUCCAGAAGGUUGGAGUAGGUCAGAUUGGACGAAUGGUUGCAACCGAAGGACACCCUUGAAUUGUUUAAAGGGUGACAUAUUUUUGAAGUAUUCAGGAAUUAAAUUACCAGAUUCCCGGAACUCCAAGUAUAACAAGAGUAUGACUCUUGAAGAAUGCAAAGUGGAGUGCGUAAAGGAUUGCUCUUGUAUGGCGUAUACACAGUUAAAUAUCAGCGGAGAGGGAAGUGGCUGCUUGUUUUGGUAUGAAGACUUGAUAGACAUCAGAGAUCUAUCUUCACACGGACAAGAUAUUUACAUUAGAAUGGCUUCUUCUGAAUUGGAUUCUAAAGGAAAGGGAAGAAAAAUAUUGAUAUCGAGUUUGACAGCGAUGGGGGUGGUUCUGCUGGGCCUGAGCUUGACGCUAUAUUAUCGAAAAAGGAAGAAAAAUUGCACAAUAUGGAGAACAGAAGGAAGUAGAACUGAAAGCCAUAAGAAAGAUUAUGAGCUGCCAUUGUACCGCGCAUCUACAAUUUCAAAAGCCACCAAUAAUUUUUCAGAAAACAACAAGCUUGGACAAGGUGGAUAUGGGCCAGUUUACAAGGGAACUUUGGAAGAUGGACAAGAUGUUGCUGUGAAAAGGUUGUCCAAAACUUCCAUGCAAGGACUUGAUGAAUUCAAGAAUGAAGUUAUCUGUAUCGCUAAACUUCAGCAUCGAAAUCUUGUGAAGCUUCUAGGAUGCUGCAUAGAAGGAGAAGAAAAGAUGCUCAUUUAUGAAUACAUGCCCAACAAAAGCCUAGACUUGAUUUUAUUUGAUCAAACCAGAAGUGCAUUACUUGAUUGGCCUAAGCGCCUCCAAAUUGUUAAUGGAGUGGCUAGGGGACUGAUGUAUAUUCAUCAAGAUUCCCGAAUGAGAAUUAUUCAUAGAGAUCUCAAAGCGAGCAACAUAUUGCUAGAUGAUGACAUGAAUCCUAAAAUAUCAGACUUUGGCAUUGCUAGAAGUUUCGGAGGGAAUGAAACCGAAGAUAAGACAAGUCGAGUAGUUGGAACUUAUGGUUACAUGUCACCAGAAUACGCAGUACAUGGACGGUUCUCACAAAAAUCAGAUGUAUUUAGUUUUGGAGUUCUAGUGCUGGAAAUUGUGAUUGGCAAGAGAAAUAGUGGAUUUUCCCAUGGAGAUCAGCACCUCAACCUUCUUGGACAUGCAUGGACACUUUAUAAGGAAGAAAGGUCAUUGGAACUAGUUGAUGCUUAUCUACGUGAGACAGCUAAUCUAUUUGAAGUUCUACGAUUAAUCCAUGUGGGUCUUUUGUGUGUGCAACAAUGUCCAGAUGAUAGGCCGAGCAUGGCUUCAGUGGUUGCAAUGUUGGGAAAUGAUGCUGCAUUGCCUCAGGCAAAUCAGCCUGGUUUUUUCGCAGAAAGAGAUGUAUCCAUAGGUAAAAGCAUAACUAGUUCAUCCAAUGAAAUGACCAUUACCCAGCUGGAAGCAAGGUGAGUGUAUAUUAAUUUUUAUUACCUUGGUGCUUUUCCAUUUAACUUGUUCAUGUAAAUACUUUCUAGCUCUAUAUUGUGAUUUUGUACCAUUUGCUAUUGUGGAAUCAAUUUUGAAGCCUUAUAUGUAUCUUGAGAAAUUAGAAGCAAAUAUUGACUA